This is a messenger RNA of Marmota flaviventris (yellow-bellied marmot), 3715 nucleotides long. It is a transcript of the gene Lrtm2, whose product is annotated as leucine rich repeats and transmembrane domains 2. Gene Ontology annotation, molecular function: protein binding. Gene Ontology annotation, cellular component: plasma membrane. The record is from RefSeq and is a predicted model, not a curated record. NCBI's taxonomy places the organism in Eukaryota, Metazoa, Chordata, Mammalia, Rodentia, Sciuridae.
CUCCGCCGCCGGUGCUGGGUGCUGCGUGCCAGCUCCCGGCUCCCGGACUCCGGGACUCUGCAUCCGGAGCCCACCAGGCUCUGCUUGGCGCUCGUGUCUGGAUUUAGAGCUACCUGAUCUAAGGGGCUUAGGGUCCCAGUGAGGAAAGAAGAGCAAGCUGCUCUCUGCACACCUGGCCUCUUCCCAGCCCUUGGUGAUCUCACCCUCUCCUCCGUGGCCCUGUCUCUCCUGCGCCAGCAGCUGUUGCAGCAUGAACCCCUGAGCUGAUGAGUCUUAUUAUAGACUGGCUGGCAGAAGAGGGAGCAUUGCAAUUCCCCCUAAGGUGACUGUGGAAGCGGAAACAGGGCCACCCAACGGCUCUCACCUGACCUGCCAGCAGACACUGCAAAGGAUCUGGCCUCUAUCUCCCUGAGCCAUGCUCUCUUUCUUUCUCUCAGGACUGACAGGCAGAGCACCCCGAGGGCUCCUCUCUCCCCAGAGCUGCAGGGCCUGGAGAGCCGUGGGGUUCACCAUGCUGGCACCAGGUAAUGGCUCUGAGCAGAGGACCAGGCUUGCCCUGCAGUGGAGGCAGGUCUCCUGGAUCACCUGCUGGAUCGCCCUAUAUGCUGUGGAGGCCCUCCCCACCUGCCCUUUCUCCUGUAAGUGUGACAGCCGUAGCUUGGAGGUGGAUUGCAGCGGCCUGGGUCUCACUGCUGUGCCUCCGGAUGUGCCCGCUGCCACCCGAACCCUCCUGCUCUUGAACAAUAAGCUGAGCGCCCUGCCAAGCUGGGCUUUUGCCAACCUGUCCAGCCUGCAGCGGUUGGACCUGUCCAACAACUUCCUGGACCAGCUGCCCCGCUCCAUUUUUGAAGACCUGACGAAUCUGACCGAGCUGCAGCUGCGCAAUAACAGCAUCAGGACCCUGGACAGGGAUCUGCUGCAGCAUUCCCCACUGCUGCGCCACCUGGACCUGUCCAUCAACGGCCUGGCCCAGCUGCCCCCGGGGCUUUUUGAUGGACUCCCGGCUCUGCGCUCCCUCUCCCUCCGCUCCAACCGCCUGCAGAACUUGGACCGACUGACGUUUGAGCCCCUGGCGAACCUGCAACUGCUGCAGGUUGGGGACAACCCCUGGGAGUGUGACUGUAACCUUCGAGAAUUCAAACACUGGAUGGAAUGGUUCUCUUACCGAGGGGGGCGCCUGGACCAGCUGGCUUGCACCCUACCCAAGGAACUGAGGGGGAAGGACAUGCGUAUGGUCCCCAUGGAGAUGUUCAACUACUGCUCCCAGCUGGAGGACGAGAACAGCUCAGCUGGGCUGGAUGUUCCUGGGCCACCCUGCACUAAGGCCAGCCCAGAACCCGCUAAGCCCAAGCCUGGGGCUGAGCCUGAGCCAGAACCCAGUACAGCCUGCCCCCAGAAGCAGAGGUACCGGCCAGUGAGUGUGAGGCGAGCCAUCGGCACAGUGAUCAUAGCGGGAGUCGUCUGCGGCAUCGUCUGCAUCAUGAUGGUGGUGGCUGCUGCCUAUGGCUGCAUCUACGCCUCCCUCAUGGCCAAGUACCACCGGGAGCUCAAGAAGCGCCAGCCCCUGAUGGGGGACCCUGAGGGCGAGCACGAAGACCAGAAGCAGAUCUCUUCUGUGGCCUGAGAGCCCCCCACCUAGCCCAGGUAGGAAGGGCACGGAGAGCUCACCGGAGAUGGCUCUGGAAAGGGCUGGCUCUUCCUCCCAUCACGGUCCCUGCCUUGGCCUGACAAUGGCCACUGCUUCCCCAGUGAUAUUCUCCUCCCCAGCCCUCCAGCAGCGCAGCCAUGGGGUGGCCAUCUCCAUGAUCUUCCAGGUCUCCUGGAAGCUGACAUUGUGCUGAAGUCUCCUGCGCGUGCUCCUCUUAAGGCCACUGAAUCUUUGGAAUACUUGGGGGUGCUCCUUAAGCUUCUGGCCACGGGAAGAAAGAACAUGUGUGCAAGAGGAGCCUUCUGGACUGAGCACGCCCGUCGCCCCUCCUGCCCCGGGGGUGGUCGCAGCUGGGUGACUCUCCUAUCUCUUGCUCACUCCCACAUCAUCUGCACUUAGCGGGCAGGGAGGGAGUGAUUUGGGAGCUAGGGGUAGAUUUCUGUGACUCUUUUCUAAUCCAGAAAGGUAUUCUUAGCCCCUCUAUAGUGUGAAAGCUGAGUCCUGCCUUCAGUGGCUAGUACUAACGCGCCGAGACACCAACCCUGUGAUCUGGACACAGCACUUAAACACAACGCUGUGAUUACAGCAUCCUGCCCCAGCAGAUGCCAAUCUGUCCCUGUAUCUGCUACAGAUCACUCUGACCACCCUGCUCCAGGAUUCACUGAAAUUCCCUCACACACAUUCACAGCAUCACCAGCACAGUCUCGUGUAUUGAAAUCACACACACACACACAGUCACAUGAAGACAGAGGCCAUACCAGCUCAGGUGGCAGAGAUAGGCUUCCCCCUCGGGUCUCUAACCCUGGGACCACAGAACUGCUGCUGGCCGCAGUCUUCUCAAAUCAACGGGAGUGGGGGGAGGAACCCAAACCAAUGACACAGGAUUCCUUUGAGAUCCCCUAAAGUGGGCCAAAGUGGUGCUGCUGAAGGAGCCUGCCGUCACCAUGGUAACCUGCUCACACCUCUCCUGCUGGGUUUUCCAGGGACAAGGCCGAGAGGCCUGGAAGCUGCUGCAUGUAUGGACGGCAGCCUCCUGAGAGCCCAGCCACACACUGGGUGUUCCCUCACGAACUGUGAGUGCAGCCUCACUGCCAGGCCGGUGGGGACACCCACCAGUUCCAUGCCUGCAGCCUCAGCACUGCUACUCCGCACCUCCCACCUGCUCCAUCUCCAGCAUCUUCCACCUGUGACCAUGGGGCUGGGACUGGGCUGUGUUCUAGGAUUGGUGGCCCCCCCUUAGGGAAAGCAGGUGGCAGGUAGACGGCACACAGACGGCAUACUGGUCCUCUCUGAGGCUUGGCGACUGCCAACACCUCCCUGUAAGACUCCAGGACAAGGGACAGAAUAGCUCUAUUCUGUUUGGAUCCCUCAAAGCGGGCUUCCUGUCUCAGGGGUUUGUCUAUUCAGUCUGGCUCCUCAGAGCUUCGGAUUGCCCCUAGACUAGGGUCUGAACUAGAGAGUGUGCCCGGGGUCCUGUCUGGGACAGACACACCUAUUUCUGGGGCUGUGCAGGUUUUCAGGGUCUUUGUCCCCUGUUUGAGGCUUCCCUGUCCUUGGGAGGCUGGUGUGUGGUGAGUACCUAGGUCUCCCUCUACUGGACUCUGGCUUCCUCUUGCUCAAAGAGGACCAGGAAAUGCCACGCUGGCUCCCGGCUCUACGAUGGGGGUCCUGGUGUUGGCACUGGGGGAGGACAGCCCUGAAGGAAGGGUCCAUGGAGGGUAUCAGGGCAGGCUCAGCUUGCCUCCCGUUCCUCCUUACUCCAAGAGUGGGUGAGGGGUGUGGAGAGCCUUCGAGAAGGUCGUUCUCCAGCAGGUGGACAGAGAACACCUCAGCACGGGCAUGGGCUGCUUAUCAGAUCACAUGCCCACCCUGGCUGGGGGCACAGUCUUCCUUCCUCUCUUGACUUGCAGACUGACACCAGAGCUGGGGAUUUUCUAAGGGAAUGGGGGAGGGGAGGGCAUUGUCAGUGGUGGUAUCUUUAGCCUGAGACAGAAGAUUUUUAAAGGCAAAAUUAUAUUUCUGGUUUGUUGUUUCAGAAGACCAAUAAAGACUGUAUUUUCCUAUGUA